This is a messenger RNA of Mercenaria mercenaria, 13816 nucleotides long. Its product is annotated as homeobox-like protein HDP1. The record is from RefSeq and is a predicted model, not a curated record. Lineage: Eukaryota; Metazoa; Mollusca; Bivalvia; Venerida; Veneridae. Bases 126 to 3584 code for a protein of 1152 amino acids. Gene Ontology annotation, molecular function: protein binding. The transcript is spliced from 10 exons.
GUGCCAGUCCAAGUGUAACAGAAGGGGGUUACAAAUGGACUCACAGGGACUGUGAAGGAAUAAAUGACAAAAGAAAAGUUUGUGUGUUUUGGAAGCCAAUCCGAGAGGAAGAUAAAAAUGGUCAAAUGAAAGGACUAGAUGGUGCAUUCACAGCCGUCAAUCAGACUAGGACACCAAUUGAUGUGAGCUUGGCUGAAGAUUUAACAUACGGUUGUAGUUCGGGCUUGCUGUGUAAUAUAAGCUAUGUGUUCUCCAUCAAGGCCAGAAAUAGUAAUGGUACAUCAGAAGAUAACUCCACAUUGCUUAUAUCAGCUGCCACUAAAGGAAUAGUCCAGCCACAGUUAAUAGUUGAGGCUGCCAACAUCUCAAAUGUUUCUGUGAGUUGGACAGAAGUAGAAAAGGCCACUGGUUAUAUGGUAGCCUGGUGUAGAAACAAAAAUGGAGAAUGUGAGAAUAGAAACAUCGUUAAAUGGCAAAGAUUCUCUUCGGCCACAAGAAAAGCUGUUAUACAAAUUAAUCCAGAAAACUCACCACAAGACUUUCUGUAUGGUGUAAGUGUGUUGACAGAGCAAGGCAGCAGUGGUUUAGAAUGGCAAGAUUGUGUCUACCUUAAAAAUGCUUACCCAAAGAGGGAGCCUCAGAAUGUGGUUGUGUCAACAGGACCGGAUGAUAACACGCUAGUAGUCACGUGGGAUAAACUGACAUGUAAAUCAGAUGAGCCAUACAUUGCCAUGUACAAUGUACAAUAUAACAAACUGCAUGAUGGAAACCAGCAAUCCCAAAAUGUCUCAGCAUCAGGUGAAGCAAGGAUUGUUUUGAAUAACUUGGAGGAAAAACAAACUUACAUUGUAACAGUGAGAGGAGUUACAAAAGAUGGACAUUAUGGACCAAAGAGUCAAUCACAGAAAGGGAUACCAGUAGAUAAAAGUUUAAAGCCAGGCGCAAUUGUGGGAAUUUCCAUCAGUGUGCUUUUAGUUGUUAUACUGGCUGCAGUUGGAUGUUUCUGUGUGUUAAGAAAGUGUAAAAGGAAAGCAGACAAGACUAAAGAAAGGUUAGCACAAAUAACUAUCCCAGACGACAUCCCCUUUGGACCGGAUGGUACAGUGGAAGAGGGAGGAAUUGACAGAUCAUCAACUCGAUCUAUAAAUAGUAUUGAACGUCAGACUAGUAAUGACAGUGGCUUUGACCCGAUGACACCACCGGUUGGCAAGUUUGAUGAGCAACCUAAGUUUAGUGAUGUAUCUGGAUUGAAAAACCCACGAGUUCUGCCUAAUGGCUAUUGUACGGCAACAUUUGAAAAAGGUCAGAGCUCUGACACAGAUCCUGGCUCUCAUGCAGUUGAAUUGGGUUCUUUGCAUACUUCCUUAGAUAACUCAGGCUUUGUUCUAACGGAGCCAGUAGUAGCUCAAGUUGGCUUUGUAAUGAAUGGGAACAAUGUGACCGGUAGUGAAACGUUUGUGAAAAAAGUGGACAGAAAUAUUGUUCUUGAUGAAACAGCAGUGAAAGCAAGGGUAAAGAAUGAUUCUGGGGAUUCUGGUGUGAGUGAUGCUUAUUCAAAAGCGGCAUUAGGUAGAUCAGAAGAAAAGAAAAAUAAUGAUAAUGGCCAAGAUGUUGAUGACAAAAAUUCUAACAGUGAUAAUGAACAACCUGAUUACGUGUCAGGUGAUAAAGUCAUUAACUCGAGUUUCAAAACCAGUAGUAAUACAAUACCAAAACCUUUAGCAUUUUCUGAAUGUUCAUUUGGUAAUAGUUCCUUUUCUGAUCGGGAAAAUGAUAAUACAACUAGUCAUGUUACAGAUACAAGUUUUGGGUCUUCACCUGACUAUGUUAAAGCACAGUCGCCACAUGAUAAUGUAAAUGCUUUCUUAUCUCCUGGUUAUAUUACGGCUCAAUCACCUACAAUCAGUACAAACAUAAACACAGAUAAUCAUCAAGUCAGUUUACCUGAACAGGAAAUUCAAAAUAAAAGUAAUGAAGAUAAUGAAAGUAACUCUGAAAAAAUCUUGGCAAAUGCUUCUUUCCAACCAUUAACCAAUAUUCCUUGUCCCAGAAGUAUGGAUGAGAGUCAUGAUUCCAGUAUUGAGGAAGAAAGUGCUUCAUCACCUACACAUGCUGAUGCAUCAUCUCCUGUAAAGUCUGGUACAAGUAGAAGUGACUACAUAAAAGUAACAAAUAACAGUACACCUAUGAUUCACAUUCCAUCCAACUCUUCGAAAUCUGUAUCACAGCCAGUAAAUGAAAAUGGUCAGGCCUCUGGUUAUGUUACGACUACUGACAUGCCAAACAUAUCGGUAAAAUGUGCUCCUCAGCAGCAGGCAAACUCAGGUACUAGUUAUGUCACAUUGCCUAACACUGGAACACCAGUGUCAGAGAGGACACAUGGAAUCCAAGUCCAGAUGUCAUGUGUUAAUCCACAUCAAAAACCAGACGAUGCACAUGUUUCUGUAUCAGAAAGUCAAACCAGCAAACAGAACUCAGAUGUUUCUUUGGGUUAUGUAACUUCUGUAACAAGCCCGAAUACUUCACACUUAACACAGUCCUCACUGAAUUCCUCCCCAGUAAGUUUUACUGGAUCUAACUAUUUUUCAGAAGAUCCAAAUAUUAAGAUUCCUACUCCUGCUUCUGAUCAGACUAAUAUGACACUUCCUUCUGUUCACAAUCGUAUGUCUUCUAAUGUUGUUACUGAUAACCAUGCAGCUGGAGGAUAUACGUCUCAUUCUGCUGUUGCUCAGGUUCCAGUUCCUGCUAGUUCUGCUCCUGUUUCGAUAACUUCUGGUGGAUAUUUGCCUCAUUUAAAUCCUGUUCAAGGUCAAAUGUCUCCUGGUGUUGCUGCUGCUCAAAGUGCAAUGUAUUCACCUAAUGUUCAGAACCACUCGAUUGCUAUUAAAAGCCAAAUGUUUGAUAGUACAGUUGCAAACAACAUUUCUUCUUGUAAAGGUGAACAUGAACAAGAUCUUGCGUAUCCAAGUGCUUCAAAAACCAUUGACUCUACAUCUAGUGCUAAUAGUGGUUACGUAUUGUCAGAAAAUAAUUCUGUGCCAAAAUCAACUGAUCAGACCUCGUCAGGGUAUGAAACAAAUACAGAUUCUCGUGCUACAUUUUCUUCUGCGGCAUCUGAUGAUAAUGAUGUCAACCCCCAGUAUAGGCUCACUACAGCACAGAAAACUGACAGUCAGCUUAAAGAGAGUUACACUGGUAGUGAUUGUACGGGCCGGUCACUAUCUUCUGAAUCGGGGAUGGUGCCAUUCAUCAAUGAUCAACCUAAAGAAAAUAUCCCAGAUAGCAAUACCAAUAAAACAAAUGAAUCACAAAGACCAAAUAGUGUGCCAACAAGUGAAAGGCAGUUACCAAAUGGCUAUGUAGAUCAUCAAUUUAUACCUCGGGGAAAUUAUUACAAAGAACAACCUUCUGUUGAAAUGAGAAAUAUUGAGAAACAGAAUGAUGAGGAUGAUCAAGGUAGUAAGAGGGGAUCAGACUCCGGUUUAAGCAGCCUAGAAAAUGAGAGUCCAGAAACAAAUAGAAAGCUGCAAAACGUACAAACUGGAUACGUCUCAUGCGAGGUUGCAAAGUCAAUGCAAAAAUGAUGAUCUCCAUAUGUUUUAAAAAGCCUCAAUGGCCAAUUGUUAAAACUCACUGACUCCGAAUCACUUGCUCCUAACCAACGUACUUGUGAGGAAGCCAGACAUUUGGUAUACGAUAGGUCGAUAGUCUACCAAGGUGCCUACCAUGACUGAAAUAAUGCCAUUGGCAGGGACUUUAGGUAUUCUUCUACCAUCAAACACUGGAAGGGCGCCGGGUAACUUAAUUAAAAUUAUUUCGAUGUAACUUCAAAUCCAACAACACUAACAGUAUACCUUGGGUCAUCACAAAGAAAAUAUUUCAGAAUUUUAUAACUGUCUUCUUACAGUCAUAUAAAAUAUUACAUUGUAACACAAAAAACUUCUAUUUCACACUUGUCUACAUGAACAAUGAUCUUUUUAGACAGAUAUGUACACCCAUUAUACACAAAUACAGCAAAACUUUGAUAUUCACGAUUUAUUGUGAUAUCUAAACAGGUGAAAGCUAUAAACUGAAAUAUAGUGAAACAGAAACAAAUAGUGGUUGAUUUGCUCUUUGUUUUUUUUUUUUGUUUUUUUGUUUUUGAAGCUCACCUGUCACAUAGUGACAAGGUGAGCUUUUGUGAUCGUGCAGCGUCCGGCGUCCGGCCGGCCAUCCGAGCGUGCGUGCGUGCGUAAACUUUUGCUUGUGACCACUCUAGAGGUCACAUUUUUCAUGGGAUCUUUAUGAAAGUUGGUCAGAAUGUUCACCUUGAUGAUAUCUAGGUCAGGUUCGAAACUGGGUCACGUGCGGUCAAAAACUAGGUCAGUAGGUAUAAAAAUAGAAAAAACUUGUGACCUUUUCAGAGGCCAUAUUUUUCAUAACAUCUUCAUGAAAAUUGGUCAGAAUGUUUACCUUGAUGAUAUCUAGGUCAUGUUCGAAACUGGAUCACGUGCAGUCCAAAACUAGGUCAGUAGGUCUAAAAAUAGAAAAACCUUGUGACCUCUCUAGAGGCCAUAUAUUUCACAAGAUCUUAAUGAAAAUUGGUCAGAAUGUUCACCUUGAUGAUAUCUAGAUGAAUUUCGAAACUGGGUCACGUGCCAUCAAAAACUAGGUCAGUAGGUCAAAUAACAGAAAAACCUUGUGACUUCUCUAAAGGCCAUAUUUUUCAUGGGAUCUGUAUGAAAGUUGAUGUGAUUGUUCAUUUUGAUGAUAUCUAGGUCAAGUUCGAAACUGGGUCAUGUGCGGUCAAAACAAGGUCAGUAGGUCUAAAAAUAGAAAAACCCUGUGACCUCUCUACAGGCCAUACUUAUGAAUGGAUCUUCAUGAAAAUUUGUCAGAAUGUUCAUCUUGAUGAUAUCUAGGUCAAGUUUGAAAGUGGGUCACGUGCUUUCAAAAAAUAGGUCCGUAGGUCAAUCAAUGAAAAAACCUUGUGACCUCUCUAGAGGCCAUAUUUUUCACGGGAUCUGUAUGAAAAUUGGUCUGAAUGUUUAUCUUGAUGAUAUAUAGGUCAAAUUUGAAACUGGGUCAACUGCAAUCAAAAACUAGGUCAGUAGGUCUUAAAAUAGAAAAACCUUGUGACCUCUCUAGAGGCCAUACCCUUGAAUGGAUCUUCAUGAAAAUUGGUCAGAAUGUUCACCUUGAUGAUAUCUAGGUCAAGUUUGAAACUGGGCCGGGUGCCAUCAAAAACUAGAUCAGUAGGUCAAAUAAUAAAAAAACCUUUUGACCUCUAUAGAUGCCAUACUUUUCACGGGAUCUGUAUCAAAGUUGUUCUGAAUGUUCAUCUUGAUGAUAUCUAGGUCUGAUUUGAAAUUGGGUCAACUGCGGUCAAAAACUAGGUCAGUAGGUUGAAAAUUAGAAAAAUCUUUUGACCUCUCUAAAGGCCAUAUUUUUCAAUGGAUUUUCAUGAAAAAUGGUCUGAAUGUUCACCUUGACGAUAUCUAGGUCAGUUUCUAAACUGGGUUACAUGCGGUCAAGAACAAGGCCAGUAAGUAUAAAAAUAGAAAAAACCUUGUGACAUCUCUAGAGUCCAUAUUUUUCAAUAGAUCUUCAUGAAAAUUAGUGAUAAUUUUUACUGUGAUGAUAUCUAGGUCAAGUUCAAAACAGGGUCAUGUACCUUCGAAAACUAGGUCAAUAGGUCAAAUAAAAGAAAAACCUUGAGACCUCUCUAGAGGCCAUAUUUUUCAAUGGAACUUCAUGAAAAUUGGUCAGAAUUUUUAUCUUGAUGAUAUCUAGGUCAAGUUCAAAACUGGGUCACAUGAGCUUAAAAACUAGGUCACUAUGUCAAAUAAUAGAAAAAACGAUGUCAUACUCGAAACUGGGUCAUGUGGGAACAGGUGAGCGAUUCAGGACCAUCAUGGUCCUCUUGUUUAAUAUCUAGUUAUCCACUGAAAUUAAACCUUUGUCGUCUAAUAACAUUUAUACCACUAAAACACUACUCACAUUUUGUCGCCAUUGUUAGCAAACAAAAACUGUUGUUAAAAGGCUAUGGUCAAUUUACAAUAGUAUUUUGACAAAUGCACACAUGGAUAUCUGUAUUCAAAAGUUUACCAAAGCAGGUCUUGGAUUAAAAAAUUAUCGCAGUAAAUGACAGGAAUUCAUUUAUCGACACUUAAUCUGUCAUUUAGAAAAGAAAAACAUGCUGCUGUGGUCAGUUCUGACUAAUUAUUGUCUUCUUCCAACUUUGUAAAACUAUGCAGUUAGCGGCCUUCCUGGCCGCUGACUUGAUACCACUUGCCAACUUGCCCCAUACCGCUGUCAGUUCGAAACCUUGCGCUGUGCAUGUUAGAAAGCUAUCUGUCUGGUUUGCGGAAUGUCGGUGGUUCGAUGCAGGUGCCUGCCCAUACCUGCAAUAUAUCAUAGGGGAAAAUAUGCGGCUUACAUUCACCAUCAAAAGCUGAAAGUACCUUUUAGACCUAAAAUCAUGCCAUUGUGACUUAAAACCCAUCGGAACAAAACUCAAAUAAGUAAUUUUGGAUGAAAGGGAAUGCUGAUGUUCCUAUGAAUAUUAUUUUGUCUUCUAACAUAUGAGUAACAUGUAAAUUUAUUUGCUUGUUAAUGACAUGUAUAGGGUAAUUUGGACAAUUGCUCAUUUUAGAUUUGAUUGAUAAAUUCACUUUUGCAUAAAAUAGCUUUUGUUUGUAUAUAAAGAAAAAGUGAUAUUUUUCAUCAACAUCUUGUGCCUUGUUCGUUUCGAUGUAUUUGUAUAUGUAGACAAUAUAUAUGUAAAUAAUAUUGUAACAUCAGACAUUUUGUGUUGAUACAAUUAUUCACAUGUGAUAUACUGCAUGUAUUAUGCUUUUAUAUGUUAUGACAUGACACAUGCAAAUUGAUGUGUUACUAGAAAAAGGUUUGUUUACUUUGAAUUAAACACCAAUACUUUACUGAACUGUAUGCAUAGCAAAGGGUGCUUUUGUGUUUCCAGCGUUGCUAAGGGAUCACUGAACUUUGGUAUUAAAUUCACAUUUUUCAUAUACUUUUUCAUAAAACGUAAUGAUUCUUCAAAUCUAGGUAAAAGAAAAAAUACACUGCCCUAUUUAAACUUAUGAUUGUGCGUUUAGACACCUAGUGUAUUACGAAUAAUGACACAAGUUUUGCGUACCUUUGUUAUAAUGGGCAGAGAAAUUCGCUUGUACGUACAGAUAUUUUUCAGUUUAAUAUUAUAAUUAUGCACAAGAAUUAUGUAUGAAAUGACAUUUGUUGAUUCUCUUUCAUUUGAAUAUUGUAUUUAAUGAAAGUAUACCAAAUGUUAAUACAGCUGAAGCUGCGUUUAUGGCCACCUGUAUUAAGCAGCCAUUUGCCUGAAGGAUACUGUAGAGAACAGUGCAGAUCUUGAUAAGACUGCACGGAUGUGCAGGUUGAUCAUGAUCAACACUGGUUGAAAGGGCAGAAUCACUCGUAUCCAGCAUGAUAAGGGUUAAGCUGCCAUAUUUUGUCGCUUUUUGGUUGGAUGCUUAAUCAGGGUUUAACUGUAAAUUAUAUGAAUUCUUUAGAUCUUAUAUGUAGCAUAAUUUUCAAUUAGCAAUAGUUUUUAACAUCUGUUCAUUUAUUCGUGGUGCUUUUAUUCAAUCUAUUUUUUACAAAAAUGUGCAAUGCACACAAUGUGAAGAGGGAGGGUGUUGAGACAUGGUAUUUUGUGACGUUUUGUGGAAUGAGAUGUUAAGCCUUGUUAAGAAAAACGUGUUUAUGUACUAACAGACAGAUUUAAAGAUGAACCUUUUGUCAAAAUUAAUUACUGAUGAUUGUAAACUUAUAUCUGAAGCCGUGCAAAACUAGUUAUAUAAAUAGUUGAAUGCCAGUCAAAAGGUCACGAGUUUGUUACUAUAACAUUUGGCACGAUCUUCCAGAAUUUUCAAGCAUGACAGAAGACGAAACAUCUGCAGUUAUUCGUCGGCAUACUAUGAUUAAUGUAGGAAUUUAUAGGUUUUUUGUUGUUGAAACUUUGUCAUUUUGAGCACUAUUCUAGGCAUAUCAGUUAGGUUAUCUUGGUAAUAAUAAUAAUAACCGUUAUACUGUUAAAAUGGCAUUCAGCACUAACGCGCUAAUAAUGUUCCAUUAUUCUUGCUUCAUGGAAUGGUUUUGUGUCAUGGAAUCUUUUUAUGUGAUUUGCUCAUAAAUCUAUGUUAUCUAUCACAAAAUGUGUUGACAUAAUAAAUUAUAUAAAGAUCCCUGAUUAAAAUUUAAUACCUUUUGAAGGUUAAAAGAUUGAAGUCAACCAAAUUGUAAAUUGUAUGGCACAUAUAUAAAUUGUUUUAGACAGAGGAUGGUUAAACUAAAAACUUUCUGGAAACGUUCAGUUUACAACUUAGGCAGAAUUUAAGAUUGAAUAGUAUUUUGGCCUUCAAAUGAAGCUGGCAAUAGUUCCUUCGGCUCGUUUUCGUGAAUGGUUUGUACCAAACACUUUAGUUUAAGAAAGAAACAAAAGAAUGACUUAAAGAGAGAAAGAAGGAGAUACAAUUCUGGUCAAAGGAACAUUUCUUAUUAAAUAAUUGGUAAGUCUGUGAUAAGUGAUGGCUGGGCAACAGUGCGGCAGAUUAUUUUAUCUGAGUCUGAAUUUUCGUCAAGGAAUCCAGACCUGAGUAAAUGUAUUUGCAACUUUGAAUCAGUAUUGUGUAUCAAAAUUAGUGUACAUUUAUUUCACUUUUGUGAUAUGUUUGUAAUUUUUGUUACUGCUGAUUGUUUUAUAUGGCAAUAAUCAAAGUGCUGUUGUUUUUAGAAGUAGUUUUAUAAUUGAAUAAAUUUUCGUUCUUCUUUAUAUGAAAUACUAUGCAAUUUAUACAGUGUUUGUUGUGCCAUGUUGAAGUAAAUAAAGCUAAGAAUAAUGAACAUUUUAUCACCUUUUAGAGUAUAUAUUAAUAUUAACUUUGCCAAAAGCAUUUGAGCAUGGUGUAAGAAUAUCUUUUAAGUGGUCUGUUAUAUAUAUUUCAUAAAUCUAUUUUUUUGAUAUGUUGAUUUUUAUUAGUUUUGUACUUUGUUACAGGUUUUGCAGUUCUUAAAAUGAAGUGCAAACAAUUUGUUGUCUGUUGAGUUUUACUUUUGCCAGGUGCAUUUUGUACUAUUUACAAUUGCAUAGCGUAGACAUAGUACGAAAGGUUUUUUUAUGCUCUAAGUUAAUACAAUAUGAGAGCGGUUGUUUAUAAGUCUAUCAAAAGAAAAAACAAACACUUAUUUUUGUUUGUUAACAUUUAUAGAGGAUCAUCAUGUGUUUAAGUGUAAGGUAAACUAUUUUUUCACUAAAUUUUAGAUGUAGUAUUUCAUGAUUUUCUAAUAUUUUACUAUUUAAAGUAUUCGUAUUUAAUAUGUGAAAAUAGACAUAUUUUCUUGUUGUUUCAUACCUUGUCAAUAGGGGCCUACGUUGUCAAGUAGUUAAGGUCGCUGACUUUACAUGACUUGCCUCACACCGAUGUUGGUUCGAGCCUCACUCGGAGCGUUGAAUUUAUCAUGUGAGGAAGCCAUUCAGCUGGAUUACGGAAGGUCGUCGGUUCUACCUAGGUUCCUACCCGUGAUGACAUAAUGCACGUAGAGGCACCUAGGGAUCUUCUCCACCAUCAAAGCUGAAAAGUCGCCAUAUGACCUACGAUUGUGUCGGUGCGACAAACAAAACAAACAAAUCGUCAACGGUAUUAACAAAACUGCACAAUGUCAACGGUAUUUAACAAAACUGUACAAUGUCAAGCGUAACGUGGAACGUUAGAUUCAAUGUCAUCACAUUUCAGUAUGAUAUAUUUCUGUCACGUCGUAAUAUGUUGGGCAUAUUUGUACGUUUCCAUAUUCUUUGUUUUGUAUAUGUACUUCUAAUGUUUUUCUUAUAUAAUAAGAAUUUUUAGUCUGUUAAAUUCAUGUUCUGCGCAGUCGUAACUCUGUAGAAGUGAGAUGAUACUAUGAUAACCACUUUUUUUCAGACGGUGACGGUUCAAAUAUAAUUUACCAUUACGUACAUGUCUGCAACUUCAAUUCACCAUACUAUAAACAUUUUUAUGUAUGACUUUUUAAAAAUCAGAUUUCAUUUGCUUGUAGGUAAUUUUGCAGUAUUCAUGCCUGUAAAGAAUAUUGAGAAAAAAAAACACUGUAACACAUGCCUGACGUCAUUUGUGUAAUAAAGCCAUUAUAUCAUUUUGGUAUUACGUUAGUGUAAUAAUACAUUGAGCUGAUGUCAUUGUAAGUAUAGUAGACGUUGGUUGAACUGACUUUGUCUAUAACAGAUAAGAAAGAAAACAUUCUGGUGUUUUAGGAGGAAAAGCAAGCUUGUGGUGUUUGUGUCUUUCCACACAAUUUAUCAAAUUCGUCGAAUAAAAUUGAUAAAUGCUUGGCAGAUGAAAUAAUGAAUAAUGAAAAGACACUCGUGUAAUAUCCUCUAUAUAAUUGUUGUUCUAACAUCUAUGAUUUUCAAAACCUUAGGUUAUUUAUAACUUUAACAGGACUGACAGUUUGUAAUAUCUGUGCAUUCACAUGAUAAUUUUGGUGUUAACAAUUUCAGUGAUAUGGGUUCAGAACUUGGAAGUAUUUUGCGUAAGUAAAAUAGCUUCAAGACUGUUUUUUAAUCAUUUGUUUUAUUCUAGCAUUUAUUGAUUAUAGUGGAAGCAGAGCAUUUGUGCUAUGGGAAUUCGUUAAAGUUAUUUAUUGGAUCAUUGUUUCACAUAAAAUGCUGAAAUGUCCAGCAUUAUGAAAUGGCAAACUAUUUUAUAAACAAUACAUUCCAUGCCAGAAUUUUUUUUGAAAUUGAAUUUAUCCUGUUAAGACGGUUGACGGUCAAAUAAUUAUGUUAUUGUUGUGAUUUUAAUUCGAUGUCAUUUGCAGAACAUUUUUACUGAGAUUUUGACAGUAUACUAUCAGUAGUCGAUGUAAUGUUUUAUGUUUAUGUCGUCAUGCCAGUCUGAUGUGAUGAAAUUGUUGAUAGUGUUUAGAUAAAUAUACAAGUGAUCCAGGACAGUAUUCACUUGAUUUGGCCAUAAUUUGUUUCGAAUUUGAAGAUUUUGCUUUGUUAUUAUUGUGAUUAAAUUUGAAUAUAUGUUUUUAAUAUACUCACUUAAAAUGAUUUUGUUCAUAUAGAAGAUAGGCUUGCACAUAUAUGAUAUUCGAAAUAACUUGCUACUUAGGAAUUCACUGAAUACAUGUAUUAUAAAUCUUUAUCAUAGUUAAUCAUAAUUUUAUCAGAAAAACAGUUUGCCUUUUCUUGCUGUUUGUAAUAUAAAUACUGUAUUAAUCUGCAUUUUAAAUUUGAUUUGUUUUAAAGUUUUUGUUGUGAAAAAAGACUUAAUUUUGCCACUGUUCAUUUCAUACGAGAAUGCAUCUUUCUGGACCUUUUUAAGUUACAGCAGAUUAUCUACGCAAUCAUGGUAAAUACAUAUGUGACUAUUUGCAUUUGAGACUCAGAACGUUGGUGAUUAUGAACCCGUUAGAGAACAACUAAAUUUAAUUCUAUUAUUGUGACAAAGAUAGAGUUUUCUUUCUUAGAGCAACAUAUAUCUGUCGUGUUUUAACUUCCCUAAUCAAAGGGUUCAGAGCGACUAUUUAGUAUAGGUGGAUGUCCCGGCUACGACCCGCCGUCGUCAACAUAACCCAUCAUGUACUGAAAUUUGUUGGAUGCACACUAAACUUGCGUCAUUGGAUUGACCUCUGUCAAGUCAAAUGGUUCACUUGCUUGUGUUUAGGGGCAAUUUGUACAAGAUCCUUGGUGGACCGUUAUCAAACUUUAUAGUAUCCUUAUAUUUACAUGCAAUUCUAAGAAGAAAAAUACAGCAGCCUACCAGAUUUGUUGAAGUCAGGUCCCAGGAACUGCAUUUGGCAGUUUUUGCAUAAAGUUACAAAAUGUAUUUAUUUUAAAGAAACAUUUCUGCUAAAAAUCAAAAUUAAGCCACUGCUCUUUGACCAUGUUUGUUUCGAUGGAGUUUCGCUUUAAAAUUUGCUGUCUUGGCCUUUUAUCAAAUUCAGAGCUGUCAGAGAGCUCAAACAUAAGGAAAAAACAAACAAGUCUUAACAUUCAUUUAUAAAACAGAAACGUUACGUGGUAAACGAUCUUUCUGAACCCCAGCAAACUAAUUAUAAAAACUGUAUUGUAGUCCUUUUGUGGUAAGCAGCUCUUAACUUCUAGGUGGAUAUUUCCCAUUUUGGACAGAAACAUCAUUCUUGUUGAGCGGCUGAGGGCCAUUGUGGUCAUUUAGUUAAAACAAUAAUCUGAUCAUUAAUUUGCUAAUUAUGCCUUGAUAUAUGGAAUGGAUUGGAUAUACAGUUUCCAUAAAGUUGUAAAGUAAAGUGGCAAAGUUGAACGCUUAUAUUUCUUGCAUGUCACACAGAAUUUUCCCGUGUUUUACCGGUAGUGGAAAAUCUGUUUUCACACUUCGGUCUGUAAGAUGACUCUCAUGCUGUAAUUCAUGCAUGCAUGCAUACAAUUUACAUACGUUACUAUUAUAAGGUAGUGCUUAAAAGAAAAACAUUAAGCAGUUACCCCCCAGCUAGAUAUUUCAAUCCGCACUUAUAAUAAUUUGUCACUUCACUUGAAGUACUCUAAUAAUAUACAUUACAAGAAAAUUAAACAGUUAAAGCAGUAUAAGUUGAAAGUUCCUCUUUGUAUACAUUUCAGAAUCUCAAAAAUUAAUGUAAAAUAAUUGUUCGUAUUCACUUUUCUGCAUCUCUUAACAUCUCUAAAUUGUUAUGCACCUAGUCUUCGAAUGAUUGUCUCGUCAUUUUAUGGCAUUUAACUUUAACAUUUUAUGGCAUUUAACUUUAAAGUUAUCAUUUCUUCCUUUUUAUUUUACUCUGUUCUUUCUUUGUCAAUAACUUUACCGUGAGCAUUUUAGUUUCCAUGUUUAUAACAAAAUCAAAACAUUUCUACGCAGUAUGACUACAUAUUUAUAAAGGAGGCAUCUUAAAAGCCUGGUCAAUCUGUCUCUUAUUGACACACAUACUUUUGCGAUAUUAGGUACAACAUACAGUUUUCGAUCAUGCAUAUCCGUCAUUUUCAUUUUUCUAAAAUGUCAGCAAUAUAUUGUUCAGGCAGUUUUACACAGGAAACGUUUUAAGAGUCUUAACGCUGCAGUGAAUACAAUAACACCACAUAACUUGUUGCAGGAAUAAAUGAGAAUACUGAAUAAAAUAAGAUCCCAAAUUGGGUCUCUAAAUUGUACAAUCUUUUGCAAUUGGAAUAGAUAAACCUGACAUAAGGAAUAAGAAUAGCAAGUAUAUACACCCAGUUAAUUAUUAUUGAACGCACAAAUGCAAGUUUUUAUGUUAAUGUCUUAAAACGAUGUUUCAUUAAAACGAUAUAUUUUGGAAAUAGUUAAAACAGACAGACGGUUUUCAUACAAUGUUAAAUGUUUCAUUUUAAACUCAUAAACUUAUUUAUGUUUUAUCUGCCUGUCUCCGGGUAGUAUCAUCUCUUUUAAUACUUACUCUUAAAAUUUAUUUUUAAACUCUUCUUAGAGAAUGCAGUGGAAAUGAAUUCUUUACAUAAAUUAUGAUAAAUUCUUAUAACGUGCUGGUCAUUUUACUUUUAUCCUUAUUUUCAAGGACAUAUUAUACACUGUGUAUAUAUCUUUUUUUUUUUCAGAGUAGAAAAUCAUCACUCAUUGCAUCGGGACCAUUUUUAUACACUGUGUUAUCUUCAACACUUGUCAUUUUUACGCACACAUGCUAUAAAGAAUGCUUUUUGUUAAACAAUAUAUUUGAAUGUCUCAAAGAGAUCAUAUCACAGUUGUCUUUAGAAAUUUGUUUUCUUUUCUUCUGUCAAUGCAUAUCCCAUAUAUUACUCUUUUGUGUUCUAAACAAUAAAAUGUUCUACAAG